Messenger RNA from Dendrobium catenatum, 3625 nucleotides. RefSeq names its product E3 ubiquitin ligase PQT3-like. The transcript has 17 exons. NCBI's taxonomy places the organism in Eukaryota, Viridiplantae, Streptophyta, Magnoliopsida, Asparagales, Orchidaceae. The record is from RefSeq and is a predicted model, not a curated record. Gene Ontology annotation, molecular function: zinc ion binding; nucleic acid binding; ubiquitin protein ligase activity. The coding region runs from base 885 to 3386 and encodes 833 amino acids. Gene Ontology annotation, biological process: mRNA processing; ubiquitin-dependent protein catabolic process; protein ubiquitination. Gene Ontology annotation, cellular component: nucleus.
UGCGCUUUCCUCCGGUUGCGACUCGUUCUCAUUUACCUUCUCGCUUUUAUCCAGAAGCGUAAGGUUAUCUAGAAAGCCCUAAGGGCUCAUCGGCAAUAAGUUAGAGGCGUCUAGGGCUUGUCUUACAUCUUCUCCAUUCGUCGUUGCUGUUCGCCUUCGUGCUUCGCAGGAGGUGUAGAGAUUGCACGCGUCGCUUCUUCGGCUCCUUCGUGGCUGUCUGACUUCGCUACUUCGACGACUUUCCCUUCCCGUCGGAUCGGAACUUACGACAUUUUGAUCGGAAGCAACAACCGGAGCUCGCUGGCUGUGAAGCCCUUCGUCGUCUCGCCAUCAACGCGGAAUUCGUGGAUUCGGUUCUUCAGCUCUUCUUCCGGUGCCGUGCCGGUUGAUCUAUCGGUGGUCAAUUUGGGGAUCUUAAUCGGAAGUGACUGAGUUGCACUCGCUCGGAUAUUGAUUUGUCACAUAUGGCGGACUCUUGAAGCCCCCGGUGCCAGAGAUCCUGCGAUCAGUUGAAUCGGUGCACCAGGGUUUUCCCAUCGUGGAGGUGCUGGGUGUUUUGACGCUGCGAACGUUUUCGAUCGGUCUGCAAAGGAGAUAUACCUUCAAUCUGAGGGGUUUUUGGUACCUGGUCCCUUCCUGGCGGUUGCUGUGGUUAUCUUCCCCGAAGCUGUCAUGAUUUGUGGAUUUUGUUGCUGGUUGCCUUGUUUCUGUCUUCAGUUCAGUUAUUCUAGAGAAAGGGAUUGAUUAAGAAGCUACUACCAGCCUCGUGUUUUCUGGCUGUGAUAUUCGAAGAAUAGCUAGUGGCCUACAGCCAAAGCAUAGAAGGAGAUCACAUUAUAUUAUCAAUUGGCUCUUAUACAAGGGGAAACCUCCUUGAAAAGAAUAUGGCUGUGUACUACAAGUUUAAAAGUGCAAAAGAUUAUGAUUCUAUUCCCAUUGAGGGACAAUUCAUAUCUGUUGCAAAUCUGAAAGAAAGAAUUUUUGAAUCUAAGCAUUUGGGAAGGGGUACUGAUUUUGAUCUGAUGGUUUCAAAUGCUCAGACUAAUGAAGAAUAUGUAGAUGAAGCAGCAAUGAUUCCUAAAAAUACAUCGGUACUUAUACGCCGUGUACCAGGGCGCCCUCGAAACCCUAUUGUUACCGAGAGAGACGAGCCCAAAAUUGUAGAGGAUAAAAUAGAAGAUAUUCCACCAUCUAGUAGCAUCAUGGCUGGCAAUUCAUCCACAAUGAAAUAUCCCGAUGAAUCUGAAUGGGAUGAGUUUGGGAAUGACUUGUAUAGUGUUCCUGAAGCUCAUCCUGCUCAGUCAAAUGCUCCAAUUGUUGAUGUUUCUCCUGUGAACAAAGUUGAUGAAGAGAGCAAGAUUAAAGCUUUAGUUGAUACACCUGCACUUGAUUGGAAUCGCCAAGGGCAUGAUUCAUAUGGUGCUGGCAGAGGAUUUGGUAGGGGAAUGGGUGGAAGGAUGAUGGCUGGCCGUGGUUUUGCUCGAGGCAUCAUGGAGAAGAAGACGCCUCCUCCUGGUUACAUCUGCCAUAGAUGCAAAGUUCCUGGUCAUUUUAUCCAGCAUUGCCCCACAAAUGGUGACCCUAAUUAUGACAUUAAAAGGGUGAAGCCGCCUACUGGGAUUCCAAGAUCUAUGUUAAUGGCAACUCCAGAUGGGUCUUAUGCACUGCCAAGCGGCGCAGUUGCUGUCUUGAAGCCAAAUGAAGCUGCAUUUGAGAAAGAAAUUGAGGGGUUACCUUCUACUCGAUCUAUUACUGAUCUUCCACCUGAAUUGCGCUGCCCAUUGUGUAAGGAAGUAAUGAAGGAUGCUGUAUUAACCAGCAGAUGUUGUUUCAAGAGUUUCUGUGAUAAGUGUAUCCGUGACUACAUAAUAAGCAACUCAAAGUGCGUCUGCGGGGCAACAAAUAUAUUAGCUGAUGACCUCCUUCCAAAUAAAACACUAAGAGAGACUAUCAGCCGUAUAUUGGAGACAACUACAAGCAGCACAGAGAAUGCUGGAAGCUUGGUACAGGUGCAAGAUAUGGAAUCUGCUCGCCCUGUACAAUCCAGAGUUCCAUCACCUACUCUUUCUAGUACCUCGAAGGGCGAACCCAAGCGGCCUCCUCCAGCAGACAAUACUGCAUAUAUCAAGGAAGGUGAGGGUGCAAGUGAACCGAAGGCUGAUAAUUUUACACCACUUUUUCUGGAUAAGAAGUCAGAGAAAUCCAUGGAUCAAGCUGAAGCAGCACCGGAUUUAACGAAUGUAAAAGAGGCAGUAUAUGCAGAAGCAACUCCAAUUCCAGAAGAGGCUCAGGAAAAGUUGCCUCUGGGCGAUCUAGGAAAGAAGAAGAAGAAGAAGAAAACUCGAAUUGCUGCUACUGGUUCUGACAUGCAAUGGAGGAAUUUUCAACAAGAUUUUGGGAUGGAGAGCUUCGCUGGGAUGCCUGUGGGUCCAUCAGCUUACAAUCCUUAUUGGGGUAAUGGGAUGCCAAUUGGAAUUGAUGGAUUCAUACCUUCUUUAGCUGCUCCUAUGCCAUUCAUGGGUUAUACACCUAGUCCUUUUGAUGUUCCUUUUGGGGGAAUCUUACCACCUGAUCCAUAUGCCGCGCAAGGCUACAUGAUGCCUGGUUUUCCUCAGAGGGAUCUUGCUGAGCUGGGGAUGAAUGGAUUUGGCAUGAAUCAAGGACCUCCAUUUAUGAACCGAGAGGAGUUCGAAGCUAGGAAAGCUGAGAUGAGGAGAAAGCGUGAAAUGGAUCGCGCGGAGAGACAAGGUGAAAGAGAGUUCGCCAGGGAAAGAGAGAGAGUGCCGCCGGGAAAGGAGACCAAUAGCAGUGUUGAUGCUGCUUCACUGAAGAAGGCUAAGCCUAGAUUGAGGUCAGAGGUGUUAGAAACUGUUAAAGAGAAGCAGCCAAACGUGGACCGGAGUGCCGGUCCGUCCCGCGACGCGGUUCGGCUUUCUCCUCAGCCUCCCCGACCGCCCGUGAAGCGAAAAUCAUCCGACCGGGAGCAGUCGGCCGGGGAUGCCGCGGCCGCGUCUAAGGCGGAAAGGAAGCAGAAGGGAAGUGUGUUCUCUCGCAUCAGUUUUCCGGCGGAGUCCGGCGAUCCGGAUCGGGCAACCGGCAAGCGGAGGAAGACCUCGUCGGAUCCGCCCAACGGCUUGAAGGAUCACAGCGAGCGGGAAAGGGAGCGGCCGCUCGUUAAUGUGUACAUUAGUUCAUCGACCAGCCGAAGGAGCGGCGGCGGCGGCGGCGGAGCAGGGGGAUACGACUAUGAGUCGAGCGAUGAGGAGCGGCACUUCAAGCGGAGAUCGUCGUCUUCGCGGCGGGAGUCGGAGGAGGAAGAAGCCGCCCGAGCACCUAGGGUAUUGAGGGAGCGCGAGCACCGCGUGAACGAGGUGAAGCGUAGAUGAUCAUCGAGGCCGUACGUCAGUGAUCGGACGGACGGCAUGACCUCCGCGUCUGCGAAGGAGGUUUUCUUGUAGGCUACAAAAUUUACAUGUUUUUUUUAACUGUGUGAAAUGUGGCUUUGUAAUUUCUCUUGUAAUGAGAAUCAUUGAAGAGCUCUUUGCGACUUUUUUUUUAUUAUAUUUCAAGUUUUAAUUAGCCCUUGUAAAAUAAUGUUUGAAUUAUGAAAUUGUUUUUUGUGCAA